Molecule: messenger RNA, 2386 nt
Organism: Sitodiplosis mosellana (orange wheat blossom midge)
Lineage: Eukaryota; Metazoa; Arthropoda; Insecta; Diptera; Cecidomyiidae
Gene: Paip2
Product: polyadenylate-binding protein-interacting protein 2
Exons: 3
Coding region: 587-1009 (140 amino acids)
Biological process (GO): negative regulation of translational initiation
Cellular component (GO): cytoplasm
Molecular function (GO): mRNA regulatory element binding translation repressor activity
Source: RefSeq, a predicted model, not a curated record
UGUUGUUGUUGUUGCUUUUUUGUACUUGUUUGUCUAGAGUUGAAAGCCUUUUAUUCAAUCGCACAGCUUAGUAGGUUGUGUGUAUUAUUUCAGUAAAUUAUUUUCGUGUGAAGAGCGAGAGAAAAUAUAGUAUAUAUGUAUAUAUUGUGAAUCCAUCUUAUUUAUUUUUUCUGGGUUUUUUGUCAUCAGCUGAACACAAAACGGUACAAAAAUUUUGGCAAUUUCGCUUGUAACAAUUUUUCGUCUUCUUGAAAAUCAAAUUGUACGUGAUUUUUUUUUUCUUCUCGAGUGUCAAUGAUUCGAUUGUUUUAUACUUUUGUUAGUCGAUAUCAUUUGAUGCGAAUCCAAUUUUUAACUCUUUCUAUCAUUUUGCAGAUUGUGAGAAAAAAAAAAUUUGAUUGACAAGCAAAAAUUGAUUGAACAAAAAAGAACAAAUACAAAAACAAGACAAGACAAGACAAACAACCAAAACUAACGCGACAAAUAAAGUCAAAGUAAGCGACAAAUAAAGAAAUAAUAAGUUCAAGUGAAGCCGACGUUAUUGUAAGCAGCAGAUAACAUAGCACGCAACAGUAGCAGAAAAAAGAUGAAAUUACCGUUUGUAUUUUCCGUCAGUGGAGGUGGCAAUAGCUAUCACGAGGCGUCGUUCGAUCAGGACGAUUUCGACACAGAGAACCAAGAUGACAUCGGCAGUGAGAAUGCUGAAACGAGCUUUGAGGAAUACCUUUGGAUGGAAAAUGAGGAGGAAUUCGAUAAGACCGAAUUGCAGCGUCUUGAAGAAGAAGCACUGAUGAGAGAAUGCAUGGAAAAUAUGCAAGAGGAUGGAUACGAUAAUGACGAAAUGGUUGACAGUGACAACGGUCUUUGGCCAUCACAAAGCGAGACGAUGAAUAUUCAGUACAGUGAUCAUGAACUAUCGAAAUUUGAAGUAACACCACAUGAUAUUGAAAAUUCAACAUUGAAUCCGUUAGCUCAAGAGUUUUUCCCAUCGUCGGGCAGGCUUAAGUGAAGUCAAUCGAUCUUAAGCUGACACGUUCAUUUUAUAAAAUUUGAUUCGUUCCAUUUAAUGAGAAAGAGCUCAAUUCAAACGAUUUGCAAUACGUAUAACGAGAUAUACAGAAGUAACGACGUAACAUCCCAAAACUAAAAGUAAAAUAAACAAACAACAACAACAAAAAAACACAAAACAAAAAACUUCGAAAAGGGACAAAAAACACACAAAUCUCCGUUAGCCCACAGAAAAAAAAACAUAGAUAGAAGAAAUCAUGAGAACAGAAAAAAAAUUACAAAUAGUAUAAUCGAAUCAAAAGAAGAAAAAAAAUGAGCAAAUUCUAACUAACUGUCAAAUUAUUCUCAAAUUAUGCGUCAAUCAAAUAAUUUCAUUUUGCUUCGAUUUUGGAGCAUUUACCAAAAAAAAAAAACUGUGUUGGAUACAUUUUUAAUUUUGUAAAUUUUUCGAUUUAUGAACGUUUCAUAUUGAGUUUAGAAGUGUGUAUGAAGAAAAAAUUUGCGUUGUUUUGUUAUGCACGAAAUGAUGAUGAGAAUAAUUACGCAUUUUACGCGUCCAAUUCAGAUAAUCACAAUUCGAACAAAACAAAACCAAAAAAAAAAAAAAUCUGCAUCAAAGAACAAUUUGCCAGCUAAUUUCUAUUUUUUUUUAGUUUUGAUGAUUUCUUUCUCAAAUGAAUGUAAUUUCAUAAAACACAAAAAAAACUAAUUAAAAAAAACAUCGAAUUUAGCCAAAUAAGUGGUAAUUAUUAGAGAAGAGCUAACCAAAAAAAAGGAAAAAAAACUAGCGAAAAAUGAUGAAAAAAAACUGCUGAGUCUAUUAAAAAACCGGUUAAAAAUCCAGUUUGAUUUUUUUGUUUGGGAAAAAUUCAAAUGUGCGAUCAUUGCCCAACUAGUAAUUCAUUUCCAAUUACAAAUUCAAUUCUCUUUUUUUUUUUAAAUAAUAGUGUAACCAUGAUGUGAUACAUAUUAAUAUAGGUGAAAUAAAUUUUUCUGUGCCCCUCGUUCCGACAAUGUCGGUUAAUUACUAAUUCAAUACGAUCCCCGGGGACUUUUCGACACUUAGAUCGCACACAUACAGCGAAUUUGACAUGUACGAUAUGCAAACUAAGGUUAAUUUAUUAAAAAAAAAUUUACACGUUUUUCACACAAAGAUAACACUUCCAAAAUUCAUGAUUUUUUUUUUGUAUUAGAGGCAAGACAUUUUAGAAUUCACCGAUGAAUAUGUUUAAGUAUUUAACGUAUAGUGAAUGCCAUUUGGUGAGACAAAAAAGAAAGAAAAAUUUAACGAAAACUAUCGAUGAAAUUGUCAACAUAUAUAGACUUUUGCGUAUAGCAUUUUUGAUUCAGUCAAAAUGGAAUGAAAAUGAUUUACAAA